AUGGUCUUCACGGGACUCAUCAUCGAUGCGCGCCUCGAUGUAAACAUCUUGAGGCGGACAACAGCAGAGCUGGUCAAGGCGUGGCCCGUGCUGGGUGGGAAGCUAUACCGGAAGGAUCGACCCUGGGCAUUGUCCACGGGCUCCAUCGUCGAUUUCGAGAGUCGAGAGGGCCAUCAAGACCUGGCCUACUGGACCCAACGAGGGAUCCCACCGAGCGCACCCCGACCGACCAUCAUGGAUAAACUCAGCCCGCAGGAACUGGACGACACUUUCAUGUUCAACGUGCCUGCGAAGACCACGAAUGUCUUCCUCGUCCGGGCGACGAUGCUCCGCGAUGCGACCAUGCUUUGCUUCGGCCUGAGCCAUCACCUGGCCGACGGCACGGCCUCGUACGACGUGAUCCGGGCCUACUGUGAUCUGCUGGCCGGUCGUCCGAUUGCGGCCCUGUUGCUGCCCCCCGACUCCCAAGGGAAGAGACUAUCGGAUCGGGUGACGCCCGCCAAAACAUCCGACCCAUCCGUGCGUCGCAUUGGCUACGCCGAGCAUCUGGCCAACUUCACGAUCGGGCUCUGGCCCGUCCUGCUGCUCCUGGUCAGCGUGGCGUGGAAUCUGCUGCUGCGACGCCUGGGUCUGCAGGAGGAUCUCGAGGAACGAUAUGUGUACCUGCCAGCGGAGUGGGUGGGUGCGGUGCGCAAACGAGCGUUGGAGACGCUGUCGAUGUUGCCGGCCGAUCCGCAGCCUCGAUGGGACUCCCAGCCGACCAAGAACAACAUCAUCAACGCCUGGUUCCUGAAAACGAUCUACAGCACCGUCGCACGGAGCAAUGCGCCGGUGGACUUCUAUGGCCCGCUCAGCUAUCGGCCGGUGGUGGCGCCGCCGCCGCCGGGCCACUACUGGAUUCACAACAGCAUCGGGCUGUUGCGCGAGAAGCUGACGGUGGCCCAGAUCCAGCAGGAGUCGGUCGCUACGCUGGCGGGCCGGCUGCGGCUGGCCACAUUGCGAUACACCACGCCGUCCUCGAUUCAGGCGUAUCUCCGGGUGUGCGAAGACCAUGCGGGCCGACGCGUGCUGCCCAACAUCCAGGGGCGGGGGACCACGCCGAUGGUGAUGGUGACGCCGUGGACCGGGUUUGAUUUCUCCGCCUUGGACUUUUCCGCUGCCUCCAGUGCACCCAGUCGACCGGCCCAGGUGGUCUUUGUCAAUGCGCUGGUGCGGGAGAUGCGCGAGGGGGUGUGGCCCUCGGCCUUUACCCUGAAGAGCGUGCAGGGCGGGGGGUACUGGCUGCGGGGGUGGAACACGCCGUCGGGGUGGCGGAACCUGGACCGCUUGGGGGAUAUCGAUGUUCUCUAG
Messenger RNA from Aspergillus ibericus CBS 121593, 1350 nucleotides. RefSeq lists its product as uncharacterized. Lineage: Eukaryota; Fungi; Ascomycota; Eurotiomycetes; Eurotiales; Aspergillaceae. The record is from RefSeq and is a predicted model, not a curated record. The transcript is spliced from 2 exons. Bases 1 to 1350 code for a protein of 449 amino acids.